Molecule: messenger RNA, 9481 nt
Organism: Penaeus vannamei (Pacific white shrimp)
Lineage: Eukaryota; Metazoa; Arthropoda; Malacostraca; Decapoda; Penaeidae
Source: RefSeq, a predicted model, not a curated record
CCCUGCGAUGGAUGUGUGUGUUGCCCGACACCCUGGCUGAGAAGGUAUGCAAGCCAGGCCAAGAGUCAUGCCCUUGUGUCUUCUGCAUGUCGUUAAGGAAGACAGGAAGGUAUUGUGGAAUUUCUAUUUUCCUUAUUCUUGUGUUGUAGGCCUAUAUUUAUCAUUUAGGAAUUAAAAUGAAUAGUAGUGGGCGAAUCGCAGCCAGUCGAGUAUUUGCGGAUGGAAUUCCGUUUUGGCGAUGGGGACUAUGUGAAGGACAAUAAUAGAGAGAGAGAGAGAGAGAAUCAAGAAUCAGGAUGAAACACAAGUGACACUUAUAAACAGUCCUUAGAAGCCGACAGAGACGAAAUCUCGAAGCGGGCUUGGGAAAGUGUCCGAAUCUUCGCGAGUAUGAGGGUCCCCGCGAAAGUGUCCUCCCCUCCGGAACAGCGUCUCCUGCAGCCCGAAGGUGUGAGCUCGCACCUGGCCGGCCGGUAAACAAACACGGGCGAGGCGAGGGCGGUGCGGUCAGGAAUGCGGUCGCCGCCAAAAACGCCAAACUCUCCCCGCGUUGAUUAUCGCGAGGCUGUCCUUGGCCGGCGCCGCUAUCACCCAAUGUGUUAUUUCCUUACGUGCGGUUAUCGCCACAAACGUCAUUCCUGGGAGCGGUUAUCAGCCGAAAUGCCGCCGUCGCGUGCGGUCAUUGCGACGCCGCUGCUACUGGGGAUGCGGUCCUCGCCACCUCGAGCUGCGGCCACUGCAAAGACCGUCGCCCUAAAGCGGUCGUUUUACCGUCACCGAAAGUUAGUGAAAAUCAAGACAACCUCCGCAGGGCAUGCGCGGGUAUCAGUUACCAUAAGCAAGGAUUGUUCUUACUUGCGUCACCGCUACGUCAGUGUAGUAGGAGCCAUGAUUGGAGGAGCGUGCCAAGGUGCCACGCCCACUACGCUAGCCCAGCCAAUCGGAGCUGCUCUUCGACCCCCUUGGCCUUCAGCUUCUAUUGAAGGGUUAGCACCAUACAAUGGUUUCUGCCCGCUGCUGGCUGUGUCCACGGCGUCCUCGCCCGCCACCACCACCAGCACCAGGAGUCCAGCCCCGCCGCCCAUAUCUCCCACAGGCGCGCCCAUCACCACGCCGUUGCCAGGGGUGGUGCCCACACACGCCGUCCUCGCGCAGCUCCACGCACUAUGUAUCCAGCAGAAAGACGGUGCAUUGGUGGGCGCUUUAGCACCUGUGUUUCCCGGCACCCCAGGAGCACCACCACCGCCCAAGUCAGUUAAUAGUACCCCAACUUCAGUACCAAGUACGAAGUAUGGCGUCGGUGGUGUAAGUGAGGUCAAGAUGCCGGAGACAGAAAACCAAAAGUUGUCGAUAAAGCCACAGACCUCACAUGCCGACGACAAUAGGGUUUCUGUAACCAAAGUGGCCACUUCCCAUACCACUCUAAAGCCGAAUAAAAGGGACCUACUCAUACCCACGUCAAAGGUUAAUGGUAUUGCCAUUUCUGCAGCAGAAUCGGAAAGUGCUGUGAAAGUUAAUCAUAGUGCUAUUUGUGCCAAAGAUGACAGACAUGCAAGAGAUAGAGACUGUAAGGAAGGUGUUCCUCGUAACACAAAGAAUAAAAAGGUAAUUAGUAGUAAAAACAAACAAAGAACUUUAAAUGCUAAAGUUUCUUCACUAGUAAGUGCCAGUGAAGAUUGUGGUGAUGUGAAAGGACUGGAAGGGAUAACAUCUUCCUCCUCAUAUAUGGUGGAAUCUAAAACUCAGAACCGUGUACCUGGAGAAGAGAGAGAGAUAACUGGGUUUAAGCAGAGUUGCGAAUUUCCAGUGACUCAACCUUCAUCUCGGCUACAUAAUUCAGUCACAGCAUCAGUCUCACACGUGCAAAGUGAGCCUCUUUGCCUUGAUACAUCAGUGUUAGAUCGUAACUAUUCUCUGAAGCCUAGACAACAAGAACUACCAUCUUUAGUUGUGGCUCAAGAACCAAGAACCUCCAGAACUGCAGACCUGGCCUCUCAAGUACCCUUGGAAACAAACCACCUCAGUAGAUCAGUUCCACACUUAUCUAGAGAGUCCAGCAGCCUUCAAGCCCACAUCUCAGCACAACACCAAGAUUCUAGCUGUAAUGAGGCACAAGACCUGUCCAAGUCUAGUGAGUCCAGAAAUAAUAGAACACACCUCUCACACCAUGGGGUUGAAACUAGCCAUCUUCAAACUGCAGAGUUGCAGGCACCCAGCAGUUUAGAGGCAACAGCUUUACAAAAUCCAUGUGAAUCUAAUGGUGUAGAAACACCAUUUCAGUUACAGCCUCAAGACUUCAGCAAGGAAGCGGAGAAGGAGCAAGAAAAGGUAGCUGACAAGGGAGAUGCCUGCCACUCAGCUAGCAACAUUAGUGAUACCAUCAAAGACUCUGAAAGGGACUGCACAGGUAAUGGAGAGGCAUGCACUGAUGGCAGUUUGGUUUCAAAUGAAAGACAAAGAAUAUUAAAUAAUGAUGAAAGGAAAAGAAAUCUCUUAGCUCCCCUUGUGGGUGAUCAGUGCUCCCGAACUACUCCAGGUCUUCUCCAAGCGUAUGCAAGAGGUCGUAAAACAAAAUCACAAGCUUCUCCUGAUACUGCACCUCUCAACAUUCUCUCACCAUCACCUGCCUUAUCCCCUGCAAAUACACCACUGUCAGUGGAUGAUGCGUCAACAAGUUCCUGUCCACCAAUCGUGGCAUUAACACAGCUGAUGGUGCCUCGUGUGGCUCCACCUGCUAAUGCUGCGGCAGGAGACUCUGCUCGAACGACACGCAAAGCUGCUCGCCCUGAGGAACGGCCAACUCCCAGUGUUACAGCAGUGAGUGGUAUUCCAGUUGGUAUUGCUGUUGCUCGUCAACGGCAAGAACCUCGGCCUCAAGAGGAUCCUCAGCCAGGAUCAAUCCCACCCCGAGUAGCUGAUCCUGGGAACAGUGCUCUACCCACACACUGGUCGCUGCCCCCAACACCCUGCACACCAGGACUUCCACCAGCACCAUAUUGGUUGCCCCAGAGUCAGUUCUCAGGCAUGGGUGUGGAUGCCAGUGUAGGCGCGGGCAUGGGAUUAGGCUACCAGUUCGCCCGUGACCCACUAAGCGGUCACUACUACCUACUGCCGCACCCGCACGCAAUACCAGAUCAUGGUGGUCAUGGUUUACUGUGGGCAGGAUAUGGGGGUGUACCUGCUGCCCCACCCGUGGUUAUGACUCCCCAGCAGCUUUUACUUCCUGAUACCCACUUUCAUCCUGCACUACAUGCCCACACAACUCUGAUUCAUGUCCCCCAUCCCCAUGCUCCCGUCCAUGCACCAACACCUCCCUCCAUCAAGCGUGAGGACCCCCCAACUCCCGGACCACCAGACGAAGACCCCAAGAGCCGUCCAGUGAGUGUGCCCCCUCCGGGGCAAGGACCUCCUCCACCAGGCAGUGAGCUGACAUUACCACCACCUCUACCUGCAGGUCUGCGUCAUCUUCCUCCUUACCUAUACCCACCCCCAACAUCUCUACCCUACUACUGUCCCCAGUCACCUCAUCCUGCACCUUAUUCCAUUCCACCUUUCCCACAUCCCCCUACUACAACAAUGGACUCGGGCUUUACCACCAGUAGAACCACAUCUCUCACUACAACUCAUGCCAACACCCUUGCGGCUCCAGGCAACAUGACAACAUUCUCAGUUCUGCCAGCUGCACCUGUCUCCAGUGUGGCAAAGGGUAGCAGCCUAGACCAUUAUUCACCACAGGAUUGUGAGUCCAUGGUGGCCACUGGUUCUCCUGUUUCUAGAACAGACUCAAAUGAGCCAAUUAAUGUUACUUCCCAUUCAGAAGAAGAGCCUGACACAGAAUUGCUUCUGCCAAGACCUUUGCCACUACAAGAGCCUUUGCGAAUACCAGUCCCCUUCAAGAUCAAACAAGAAAUCAAGGAAGAAGUUCCCUCUCCUGUUGGGGUUAACAGAGAUGGGGCCUGCACACCUGGAGAUGCAGCUGAUGAAACUCAUGUCCAGUCAGUUAAGAAAGAAGCAUUUCUUGGUUGUGAAGCUACUCAAGCUACAUGUGCUAAAACACCAAAAGUUUAUAUGACACAGGUUCAAAAGGAUUCACUUCCAACCCCAUACACUGAAAAUAUGUCUUCAGAAAUUCAGGAUAAAAAUUCAUCACAAACAAAUGAAACUACAGACACAAUAUACCAAGAACCAAAGAAUUCAAACUAUUUAAAAGUAGGAACAGUUGUUUCUAAGCAUCCAACUCCUAAAUGCUAUGAACCUGCAGUUGUUAGCACUGGUCAGUCAACAGUAACAAAGUUUUCUGAACCACUGACCCUAAACAAUAACGAAAAAACAGAUGAUCACACCAAGUCCCAAAGAUUAGAGUCAUCAGAGCCAUAUCAUCCCAUGUCUGAAGUUAAUCAUAUUCCUUGCAACUCUGAACCAGCUACAGCAACAUACCUAAAGGACAGUUUAGCACCUCUUCCCACUCCUGCUUCUUCAGAGUCUAAUCCAGAAACCCAGUCUUCAGUCCAGCCAAAUCCUCUUGUAGUUUGCCAAGAACAGACUGCAGCAAAUUCAGUCUCAUCUUGUACAGGCUGUCAGGAAAUGCAACCUGCUUCACAUAUGAAUUCAGCCCCAUACUCUGGUACAAAUUCAUCAUAUAUUGAUGUGAGUGGUCUAGAGCUUUUAUCUCAAAGUAUUCUGCAACAUGCAGAUCGACUCUCAGAAUUACCACAGGAGGAACAAAGUGCAGAUGGUCCUCUUGUACAGGAAGAUAACCUGGAAGAUGGCUAUUGCUCAUCACAGGAGAAAGUUCAAGAAGAUGACUGUACUUAUCCAGGGCAAGAUGAAUUGCCUGAGGAGAAGUGUAGUUCACCAUGCAAAGAGACACCACCUUAUGAAUAUGCCUCAGAUGGGGAAUAUGAGAGUAGUAUAGAAAAAGGUGAAGAUUGUUCUGAUGAACAUGAAUCACCUGCAAAUAAAGAUGAAGUAAGUUCAAGAGGUGAAAUGGUUUCAGAAGAAGAUGUGAAUGGGAUUGCAGGAAGUAGGAUGCAUGAGUUGGCAAAAGCUUGCAUAAUGGAUAUUUCUCGUCUCCAGUCACCUGCAACUUCACCGUCACAAUAUGCUGAACCUUCUUCACCUGUAUCUCAGUCUGACCCACUUACAGGCCUUCAUGGCCUCAGCCUUUUGUGUGCCUUAGCUGAGCAACGCAUCCUGGAGGAGAAGAGUGUGGCUUGCACAGCCCUGUCUUCCCUGGCUGAUGUGGCAGCCACAUCCCCAAGUGUUCCCACACGCCCAUUGGAACGCUCACCUUCGCCACGCUCACCUUCACCACAGCCAGGCCCAAGUACUGAGACAAGAUGUUUAAGAUCAAGCACUUUUAGCCAGACGGCAGAUAAACCAGUAUUUGGAUCUUCUACUUUUGGAACUGUUCAAAACUCAUAUAUCACUCCAGUAAAGACCACAGAUGUAAAUAGGAAUUACAAAAGCCCGCAGUCUGAAAGAGAAGCAAAAGCUUUCAUUGCUAACAAAGCUUCACAGUAUCAAAAAGAAUCAACUGUAGGUUUUAAAGUACCAUUUGGAUUUCCUGUUGAUUCAAUGGAUGCAGCUGAGCUUGACAUGCGUAUGCAACUGGCUGAAUUGCAGAGGAAAUAUAGAGAAAAGCAACGUGAACUUUCAAGACUUCAGCCUAAGAAAGUGACAGCAAGCCCUGCAAAGAGAAAACCAGGCAGACCACCCAAAAGAAAGGUUCAUAACAAUGAUGUCCCUGGCAAGAAGAAGGUUGGGAGACCUCCAAAUAAGAAGAAAAAGUCAGUACAAAAGGAACUUUCACCUCCAGUGCUAGAAAGAGUAACAGACCUUCAGAUAAAGAGUACAACCAAAGAUAGUGAUGAAGAGAAAGAGGAGUCACACAGUGCCAGCAGAUCAAUACUUAAACCACCAGUUCUUACAGCAACAUUUUCAAGCCAUGUCACCCACAAUGGUAACCAGUACACACCACCAAAAUCUGUUGAAACACAGGCAUCUACAGAAAAGGAUGAAUCAAGUGAUGAUGAUACAGAUAAAGAGAAAAAUAGAAGAUGGUCUAUUUCAUCAGAAGACACAGCACCUCCACCACUAAGACCACCUUUCAAGCUACCCACAACUACACCUGAAACACGUCUAGAAGAGAGUGAGGAAGAGCAAGCAAAAUAUAGUCUUAGUGACUCUUCAGCCCGAGAAUCGAAAGCCUUGCACACAGAAACUUCUGUUGAAUCAUCGCCUUCUGAUCUUGAGCAGCAGCCAGCAUCAGCUUCAUCAUCAAAGAAGCGGAAGCCAGGCCGGCCUAAGAAACACUCACCAACAAAGGAAGAUGCUACUGAAACCAUUGUUGCUAAAAAACCAAAGUCUCUGAAUCUCCUCCUUCAUCGUCCACUGCUCUCACAUAAGCCAAAAAUGCGUCCAAAGUUGAAAGCUGAAGUUAAGGUACGAGAGGGUGAUCAGGAAGAAGAAGAAGGAGCAAAUCGAGUACACUACUCCAUGACCAGUACUAACGAAACACCAACCAAAGACUUGUCUGAAGAUGAGGAUCACCAAUCGCCAUGUUUGGUUAAGUCUGAAAGCAUUCGAGGGGCUCAGAGAAGAGUAGUGUCUCGAAGUCGAACAUCUAUUACAAGAAGAGCAAUGCUUAGAGACAAAGAGAAGAGGAAGUCAGCAGCAGAAAAGCAGUCAGUGAUGGAGGCACUUUAUAGGUCCCUCAAGAAGCACUCAACAAUGGCUGCAGCAGAGCAUGAUGAAUCGGAGGAAGAGAGAGAUCGUGAUGAGAAGGAAACUGAGAAAGUGGAAGAGGAAGCUUCUGCCAGUGACCAUGAGACUAGUCAAGAAGUAUCAUCAGGAGACACUGUGACCACCUCUACCACAUCUACUACAACCACAACUAUCACCACAACCACUACCACAACAACAAGUACAACUACAACUCCAACUACAACUACUGAUGCUACAAGACCCACCAUGCAAACACCAGAACCAAAUGUUUGUGUAAUUGAAGUGGGCGAUUUAGUAGACAAAGCGAGAGUGUUGGUGCUGCAGGACGGUCUGUUGUAUGCCGGCUAUGUAGUUCCCAUGACACCUCCAGAUGUAUAUGGAGUUGUGAUAGAUGGAGAACGAGGCUCACGUCCACAUAUAUACUGUCGAGAAGAACUGCUUGAGCAGUCUUGGAAGGAAGUGAAGCCUGGUUCAACGAGGUUCCUCAAAGAAGGAACCCGUGUUUGUGCCUUUUGGUCACAGCAGUACCGAGCCCUGUAUCCAGGAAUGGUAGCUGCUUCCUCUUCCCCAGCACAUGAAGCCAAUCAUAAUUUUGUGAAUGUGGAAUUCGAUGAUGGUGACUCGGGGAAGAUUCAUGUUGAUGAUAUUCGUCUUUUGCCUCCAGAAUUCCCCGUUCUGGGUAAGUAUUACGACCCCAACCCUCUGAUGACCCUUCAAAAGAGAAAAAGGAGACCUACAGGUGACAGCCUCCCUGAUAUCAAAGAAGAACCUCCCAAGACAAGACAGAAGAAGGUGAAGGCAACCACUGAAAAUAAUGUUGAAGAUGACACUAUCCAUGAUCCAAACGAUGUUAACAACGAAGUAGAAAAGGAAAAUAAAAAGAGUAGUGUAAAUAUAAAGAAAGUAGAGAAGGAAAAUGAGGAAAAGAGCAUCAAGAAAACAAAUAAGAAGGGAGAUAAGAAAAAGCACAAGAAGCAUAAACACACAGAGUCAUCACAUCACCAUCGUCACAGACACAAGAAUAAGCACAAGCAUAAACAUCGUGAAGGAGACAGACCACUCCCACACAUUGAACCUGGGAUAAACGAACUUACCAUGAGAAUCAAGUCUCCUCCACCACCCUUGGGAGAAACAAGAAAACGCUCAUAUCAGGAGGAGUCUGAGUCAGAAUUGGAUAGUUCAUCAUCAAAGAGUGCCACUGAGGAGGACUCUGAAGAGAAUGAUUCUGAAUAUACUCCCUCAAAGAAGGAAAAGGUUAAGACUCCUGCAAAGCGCAAGAAGAGACAUCCCUCUGGCAAAUCGAAGAUUGCACCUUUUCUUCCCGAAAGACAGUUGUGGAGAUGGUCUGGCAAAGGAUUCAAAAGACCUGGUGCAAAGGGCAAAGGCAAAAAGGAAUUCUUUAAGGCUAUAGUUAGAGGAAAAGAAAUGAUACGUGUUGGAGAUUCUGCUGUGUUCUUGUCUGCUGGCCAACCCGACCGUCCAUACAUUGGAAGAAUCGAACUUAUGUGGGAAUCAUGGGGAGGAAAUAUGGUGGUUAAAGUCAAGUGGUUCUAUCACCCUCAGGAGACCAAGGGACUUGGACGGAGGCUAACUGAACCAAAGGGGGCUUUGUUCCAGUCUCCUCACACAGAUGAAAAUGAUGUUCAGACCAUUAGUCACAAGUGUGACGUCAUUGCACUGUCUGAUUAUCGAAUCAAGCGACGAGAGCAAGAAAAGCGGUAUGGACCAAACUGUGAAAAUUAUGAUAUCUAUUACCUAGCUGGCUCGUAUGACCCAACCACAGGACACAUUACCAUGGAGCCUGGUGUGUCAUGAAGAUCCUGGCACAUCAGUUUAAGAUUAUUGUGAUAAAAGUGAUAGCCUGUGAAGUGAGUAAAGUCAGUUUAAAGAAUAUCAUGAUUCCCUUCGUCUCAGAAAAGUGACUAUUACAGUGUGUGGUGCGACUAAAGGUUACAUUCCUCAGUCAUGUUGGUUAAUAAGAUAAAACUUGUGGGAAGUAAAUGAUCAAGAUGAAGGACAAUUGCAAAAAGGUUGUCCUUGAGAAUGAAACGAAGAGCUUAAGGAAUAGAAUUUUUAAAGAGUUUAUUUUUCUCAAGUCUGAAGUGGGCAGUUCCAGUUGCAUAUAUGAUAGAUGUUUCAACAAGAAAAUGGAUACAGUUAUAGAAUUGUGAAGUAGUUUGCAUGAUAAUGGAAAUCUUUGGUAAUAGAUUAGUACAUGUCUUUCUCAAGACAUUUAUAAACAGUAACAAUGUUCUAAUGUGAAUUUUAAAAAAUGUCAUAUAUUUAUAAAGCAUUUAAAAUAUCAUACUUCUGGAAACUGUAAAAGUAUGGUAGAAGAAAUGGUUUAACCCUUAUGCUUAACAUAUGUGUUUACAAGUGUGAUCAAAGUGAUAUAUUUGAUUUUAGAAAAAAAAGCAAUUUAGGCCCUCUGGAGUCAAGUAGAGCAGUCAGUAUUGUAGAUUCAUCUUCAGGGGAUUUUUAUUCUUGGUAAUUUUGACUUUAGGCUAUUAGAUGGUGGAUUGCUUAUGGACAAUCACUUGAAUCUGCAAAAUCACUAUGAGAAAUCUAUGGUUUUUGUUAAUAUACUUUUUGGAGUGUGAAAGAUCAGAGGUGUCCUUCCAACUACCCAAAUUUUGCCUUUAUCUCACAACACCUUUUAGAUUUUAAGGAUUUUUAUCAUAUACAUGAGUACCUGCAAUAUUUUAUAUAGAUACUUUAUUGUGUGGAUCAUAAUAUCUAAACAAAUAGAUAUCUA